Molecule: messenger RNA, 6263 nt
Organism: Acanthoscelides obtectus
Lineage: Eukaryota; Metazoa; Arthropoda; Insecta; Coleoptera; Chrysomelidae
Source: the annotation of a GenBank genome assembly
AUGACCCAACCAUUUGGCAAAGGGAGUUGGAUGGAAAUUGAGCUCACCGAGACGGUGUCUGAGUGGUUCAAGAGUCCCAGAGAUAAUUAUGGGUUCUUGGUCAACGCCACUGUCAACGGAAAGAAGAUUGCUGUGACGGAUGUCACUGUUGAUAAAGGGAAGAAGGUUCCCUUCGUCGAAAUAUCGACUACAGAAUCAAAACGCCGUAUACGACGGCAAAUAGCAUUUGACUGUGAUGAAAAAAUGGACCAAUCGUACUGCUGCCGAUACCCUCUGAUGGUGGACUUUGAAGUAAUCGGAUUUGAUUUUAUAAUUGCGCCAAAACGAUACAACGCGCACAUGUGCCACGGAGAGUGUCCAUUCCUGGCCAUGCAGAAGCAUGUUCACACCCACCUGACCCAGAUGACAAUGUCCAAUAGCAUGCCCCCGUGUUGCACCCCACGCAAGAUGAGCGGCAUCACGAUGCUUUACUUUGACAACCAGCUAAAUGUCGUGUACGGAGCUCUACCAGGCAUGGUGGUGGAUAGAUGCGGUUGCAUGUAGAGCUACUGGUGAUGCUGCAGUAGAUGCAGUCCAAGGAGAGCGGAAGGUUGGUACAGAGGAGAAUUUGUGCUGUGAAACAAGUGCCGGAACCGUCCCCGAAUGCUGACGAAAGGUGACAGUGAAGUGGUAACGGUUACUGGUUGCGGAUAAGACGGGAAAAAGCUGGAGGAAGGGUCAGAUGAAGUAAGAAGUUUAAAAUGAAUCCUUCCAAAGUGAUAAAAUAGAUAAGAAUAAAGGCUUAUGUUGAGAUGAGAUAAUAUGGAAAAAGAUAUCAUGGUAAAAUCAAACAUGCCAGUUGAAUGAUUCCUUCAUAUAGCAUAUAGUACGAAGUGCCUCCUACUAAGCUAUUCUUUCACAACAGAAAAAUAAGUAUACAUAUUACGUACACAGAAUUUUACAAAAAACAGAAAAUGUAACAAAGCGCGAAAAAAGGGGAAACAUUUGAAAAGUAAAAAGCGUGAAUUGAUCUAGUGGUGGGUGUAAGUUUUAUUGAAAAAAUACAUGUAUGCUAAGGUUAGUUUCUAAGUUGAUCUCAUUUCUAUAUUCAAGGGUGAUCUAGGUUAUAAUUUCCAAACUUUAAAGCAAGAUAUAAUUUUUGUGAUGACCCCACAAUAUACGCGUAACAUUCGAAAAUUUAAUGACUUUUGGGUAUCUGGUGACAAUUACUAUGAAAUGGAAGUGAAUAAACGGAUUCAUCAUCUGUACUCCAGCUUUUUCCUCUUAUCAAAGACUAAGAAAAUAUGAAGGUUGACUAGUAUUCUAAAUUAAUGAGCACUCGGAAAUAGUGUCAUUCAAGCGCUUAUGAUGUAAUUUAUUAUUUCAUAGUUUUGUCAUCUAAAAGUGCGCUCUCAAUCAGUCAUGUUUAGUGACAUCUUUUUUUAAUCUAAUGCAGAGCUCAAAAUUGACAUCCUAAAUACUUCCUAAGUAUUUACUGCAUGCAUUUAUUAACGACUAACGAAACUUGGACUGGAAGAAGGGAAAACCCAUCUUUUAGUGUGAACCUGUGUCGCGGGCUCGAAAUCGGGCAUUUAUGUUAUGUGGUUUUGAGCUCUGAAUUGUAGGUGUUUUAUAAUUUCCAUUGAUAUCCUUUUCACGAUUGUUUUUUCGAUAAAAACUUCGUUUUUCUAUAAACGAUAUUUUUUAUCAAAAGGUUAUCUUGAAAAAAGGUAUAACUACGUGCGAAUUGUGCAUCAACAAUGUCAGUAUCGGUACAUAAUUUAUUGUGAUACAAUUUUAUUUUGUCAGGAUUCUUUAUUCUCGAAAUAUGACUGAGAAUAGGUGUAGUCGUUAUAUUAAUAGAGUAUAAUGCAUAUUUUGUAAGCUGUUGAGUUUUUCAGGGUCGAUAUAAAGUUAGGUGUACUUUUGCUGGUUAUCAGAACUAAAGGUGCAUUCCUACAUAAUCAAUUUGGUUGAUUGAACUCACGAAACUUAUCCUGUGAUUGCCUUUCAGAAGAAUCUCCAUACUCCAAUAAAUAAAUCACAGAUGUUGAAGAAACUGCUUUACCACCAACAUUUUUGAAAGUACUGCGACCAUUAUUGUGCAUACUGCAUGUUGAAAUUUUCAGGCUCUCUCAAGCACCUUUAGUUUGUCGGACACCUUAUUAUGAAAACGUGAUAUAAAGAUCUCGGGUAAAGACUAAAAUAUAACAUUUUUUCGGAUAAAACCUUUCGAAUAAAGAAUCCUAAAUUCGAUCGAACUCUUGCCUGAUUUAAUGUGAAGUAUUUAUAUAUAAAUUGUAUGUUCAAAAGUAUUAAUAAGAUCGAGAAGCCGAAAAACGUAAAGCAUAAAUGCUUUAGAAAUUUAUCCUCCAGGCAGCUUUAGUCUUUUUGGCAAGACAUGGACCUACUUACAGUGUAUAUAAUUUUGUAUAAAUAUAUGUGAUAUGUUUAGAGGUAAGUGAAUAAUUGUAUUUAUUUUUGUAAAUUUUAAAUAUUACAUAUAAAUUAUCCAAAUCUGUUGGUUAACGAUGUAUGUUGUAUUUUCCUAUCUUUUAACAUUGAAUUAGGUGAGAGCAAGGAAAUUUAGUUUUAAAUAAUAUAAUUCCGAUACAAAUAGAGCAGCCACACUUAUUGGAACUAUAGAUCAUGCUCGUCCCCCAGAUAGUUGUAAACUCGACAACACAUUUUGACAGCUGUCAAAUUAAGGUAUUUCACCAGUAACAUUCCGUCCAACACCUCACGUUCAACGAAAUUAUUGUGCGAGGGGUCCUCCUGUAAAUUUACCCUUCUUCUAACUUUUUUGUACGACCUUCUGGAAUGCCUUGAUUUUACUAGAAAAGUGCUACCGAAUAAAGUAGUACUUUUUCAAAUAGAAAAAUUUAUAUUUUUAAUGAAAGUCCCUUUUGUUCAUAUUCCAAAUAUACAUAAAUUGUUAUACAGUGGCCUUCAGAAAGAACCCAUGUUUUUUUAAUGAGUAGUACAGUCAAAAUAAGUAUGGGAAAAAAUAUUAUAUUAUAUCAAAAUACUCAUAAAUACAUGCCAUUUUUUAAGUAAAACAAAAUUUACGUUCUAAAAACUAUGUCGGUCAUAUGCCGAAAUCCAGGAAUCAAGCCUCUCCCGAAAUGAGCCCAUUGCGUCGGCCAGCAUCCGUGCAGGAAUUUGGGAUCGACGAGGGUCCGAGGCUUACUUUAGUAAACUUUUGAUUCCAGGUAGCUCCAUAAAAAAAAUCACACGUUGACAGGUCCGGUGAGCGAGGGGGGCAUGGAAUAUCGCCAUGACGUUAAAUGAUAUGUCCUGGGAAUUUUUGCCGAAGAAGUUCCAUCGAAGUGCGAGCUGUGUGAGAUGUUGCCCGUCUUGUUGGAACCACACUGUUCUGAGACGGACACGGAAAAAAAAGUUGUUCAGCAUGUGGAUGUAACGCUCUGAAUUCACAGUAGUUGUUUAUCCAUCAUCCUCAAAAAAAUAAGGGCCAAUAAUCAUCGUUUGGCUUACUGCACACCAAACUGUAACUUUCGGGGUAUGCAAGGGGUGCUCAUGCAACUGUUUGGGGUUCACUGGAGACCAAUAUCGACAAUUUCGUUUAUUGAUGUAUCCAUGUAAAUGAAAAUGUGCUUCAUCACUCAUAAACAACGUCAUGUCAUUGUUAUUCAGCUGUUCAAUCAUGAGCUGUGCAAAAUUAACACGUUGUGCAUAAUCCCCUGGCAACAGUUGUUGUCAAACUUGGAUUUUGUAAGGAUGGAACACUAACUCCUUCUUCAAGAUUACAGAGGACGCAUGAAUCCCUAGGGAACUUGCACGCAAACGGACAGAAGGAUUUAAGAUUUGCAGCGUGUCAACUCUCACUCUGUCUACAUUUUCGGGGUUCUAACGGAACGGUUUCGCCCUGGAGGUUUUCUCUUCAUCACAUUACCACGACGUGGAACACGAAAGUGAACGCGAAACUCACGUUGCAUCCGAACGACAGACUCGCCAUUUUUAAGGUACCGACGUACAGUGAACACACGAUGUUCAACGUUCCAAACCAUAUCUUUAAUUGAAACCGCACUUCUCUCACUAUCCAACACGCCCUUCCCCACCGAAACGGGACCAGCCCACUUCUUUCUGACGGACCCUGUACCUAUUUUUACUACUUUAUUCAAAAACCUGAAUUUUAUGUUUCCUUUAAUCAUAUGUAAACCAUUUUGAACUCAAACCCAAACUAACGAAAAUAAGGGUACCUGUAAACAAUAUGUAGUGCUUUUCAAAAAGGUACCAUGUCGACUAUUUUUUUAAUUGAUCAAGCUAGCAAAGCUAAGAUUCAGUAUCAUGAAUUGGUUCAUCAAUAUUAUAUUUUUGUGGGGAUUGUAAGUUGGGGGAGGGGGGGGGGGUGAGGUAUUGUAAAUCUGAAUUAUUCAGCCCUAAUAUAUUUAUUCGCCUCCAACUCCAGUAACUCUACGCACCUUUCAGGCACAUCUCACAUAUCAUAGGUUUCCUCGUACAUUUGCCCUAAAAAUGGGGAUGAGACAGAAAUAUUUGAAAUACACGUAUCUGCUUCAUGAUCUGAUAUAUGUCUGAAUCGUGUUUGACAUAUGGAGAUGGGUGGCUGGGAAAAGGCGGAGUAAGUCAUGGCAACGUUGCCAGAUGGUUAAUAAUGUCGGUAGGAUAGAAGAGCAACUUCUAGAUCGCAACGUGCUGAAUAGUUGGGUAUUAUGGACUAAUUGCGUAGACCUAAUUGACUGACUUAAUCGAUUUAUUUUUUAGUUAUACAUGUACGUAGAUAACUGUUUUACCAGAGGGGCUAACUUGUGUCACUUAUGAUUUGAUAACAGCAGUGCGUAGGAAUCGCAAUCAUCCUACUUGACGCUAUUUUUUCCAAACGGUCAUACAGAAAAAUUAGAAGGGUACUUGAUUUAUGGCGAAUCACGCUGUAUACAAAUUUGAAAAUUACAAAGUAUCAAAAAAUAGUAUAAUGCGUGGUUGUCAGUUGCUCUAAUUCCUCAUUGUAUGGAGAAUAUACAUUGUCAAUUGAUCUGCAUACAGUGUUCAGCCAGAAGUAAUAGUCCAGUAGUUACUAUGGUAAGAUCUCAACAUACAUCCGUUUUCCACGAAAGUAUUAAAUUUUACUGUUGUCGAUCUAAGAGCAAAUAGGUUCUCAUGGAAGGCCUUGCGUAGAUGGAAUUGGUUAAGAAACGAAAUGCAUUCUAGCAAAAUGCUUCCUAUAAAUAAGAUUGAAUCUCAAAGGAAGAAUUAUGGCGAGCAAAAACAUAUUUGGGAAAAAAUUGUGGCUUAGAACGUUCAUUUUGUGAUAAAAUGCCUUAGGAAAUUAUAUUUUUGGAUACAUUUUGCCGGUAGGUUAUUGUGCUGAGAAUGGUGGAGCAUAUGGUCCAAUUUCAUACAAUACACAAAGUUUCAGCUCUUUCCGUCAUAGAAAAGUGAAGAUUUUUCGCGGAUAUACAUUUUACUUCAAUAACAAUAAUUAAAGUUAAACAUUACACAGUUCCUAAGAUUGUAAAAUAUCUGUUUCACUGACUACUAUUAAUUUUUUUUUAACUCAUUGGCUCAACAUAAUCAAAAACAUAUGUAUUGGAUUAAUCUGAAAUGAUUUUUAGUCUCGCUUCACCACCCUCCUCACAUUAAAGGAAACGAUGAGUUUAAGAGGCAAUUUUUGUACAUAGGCUGUAGUUUUAGAUUAUUUCAUAACAAUAUAUAGAUCUCGUGAGCAAAAAUAUGUUAUUUGGGUGUUUGACAAUACAAAGUACAUCCUCACAGAUAUUCACAAUUUUAUCAUUUUAAAAAGUAACACGCGUGUGCCUUGUAGUUUGUUAAGUCAAUUCUGUAAGUCCCGCCGAAUCGAAUAUUUUUUAGGAAUAUUUUUUGUGGAGCAUUGAGCGGGAGCGAUCGUGUAGAAAAAUACUCCGAUAUUAGAUCUCUUCGAAAUGCUGUUAAGCAGAGUAACUUUAAAAUUAGAAUACCUAGUUCAUUUGGAAUUUUUAUUAGAUCGUCCUACCUAGAAUGAAAGUCGAUGUACUUUAAGAGUAUUCCCUUAUGCCCUGAAACGACGUGUUGCUUGACAUGAAGUGAACGUUUUAUUAAUUUUUGUGACAUAAUUACUGUAAUUAAACGUAAAUAAUAUGUACAUAUACGUAUGUAGAAUCGCGAUGUUCAAACCAGAAAUAACUAUUUUACAACUAAUAUUUAGUUCUGUUAUUGAUCUUUUUUUUUGUUCUGAAUAUUGCCGUUUUUGCUUUUUGUAUGUACAUUAGAGAUGUAGUGAUAGAUUUGCUAAAAUAAAGUGAUGGAAU